Messenger RNA from Clarias gariepinus (North African catfish), 1006 nucleotides. Its product is annotated as histone H1-like. Bases 1 to 630 code for a protein of 209 amino acids. The transcript has a single exon. Gene Ontology annotation, biological process: nucleosome assembly. Gene Ontology annotation, cellular component: nucleosome. Gene Ontology annotation, molecular function: structural constituent of chromatin; DNA binding. The record is from RefSeq and is a predicted model, not a curated record. Lineage: Eukaryota; Metazoa; Chordata; Actinopteri; Siluriformes; Clariidae.
AUGGCAGAAGUGGCUCCCGCGCCCGCCGCCGCGCCGGCCAAAGCGCCCAAGAAGAAAGCAGCUUCGCUGCCAAAGAGAGCCGGGCCUAGCGUCGGCGAGCUGAUCGUCAAAGCGGUUUCCGCGUCCAAGGAAAGGAAUGGCGUGUCUCUCGCUGCCGUGAAGAAAGCUCUGGCUGCCGGUGGAUACGACGUGGAGAAGAACAAGUCCCGCGUCAAGCUCGCCGUCAACAAUCUGGUGAAAAAAGCGGUCUUGGUUCAAACCAAAGGCACCGGCGCGUCUGGCUCUUUCAAGCUGAACAAGAAGCAGACCGAAGCUAAGAAACCCGCGUCCAAAGCGAAGAAGCCGGCCGCCAAAAAGUCCGCGGCGGCGAAGAAGCCCAAGAAGGUAGCGGCCAAGAAACCCGCCGCCGCCGCCAAGAAGUCUCCUAAGAAGGCAAAGAAACCCGCCGCUGCCGCCAAGAAAGUCACCAAGAGCCCCAAGAAGGCGAAAAAGUUGGCGACCCCCAAAAAGGCAGCGAAGAGCCCCAAGAAGGCGAAGACAGUUAAGCCCAAGACUGCCAAGCCCAAAGCAUCCAAGGCUGCCAAGCCUAAAGCGCCCAGGGCAAAAAAGGCAGCUCCUAAAAAGAAGUAAACAUGUUAAGUUUAUUUCUUUCAUAUUCCCCCUAAACGGCUCUUUUAAGAGCCACCCACGUUGUCAUUUAAUGAGCAAUAAUCCACUUUUUUUUGUCAAACUACAUGAAUAGAAUAACCACAUAAUUAAUACUAUAAGAUUCUAAGGAAUCCUGUUAUUUUAAGACUUUUCUGAAGUAUACACUUUAGUUAUGUAAAAGUAUAUGGAAAUGCAUGCAUGUAAACCGGAGGUAUAACAGGCUUUUAAUAAUGCGUGUGAAAAAGCAAAGGACUGUAAACAAAACAUUAGGAGAUUCGGUUGUGUGGGACACACUCUCCUUGUAGAUGUGGGCUCUGAAAUAUAACAAUUGUUGAUUUUCGCUUGCAAGUUUGACAUU